UUCUUGGGUGGUAAAAGUUGAGCCUUCAUAGGGUCGGCAUUACUCCACACUUUCCAAAAGUUUAGUUUGCUAAGGGAAGAGAAAAGAAGACAUGGAGAGCGUUGCAUCUGAAACUAUAGACAGUACUUCAAUUGUCAAUGAUACAAGCAGCUCCCAAGAAGAAGCAGAAAUUAGCGCGACUUAUUCUUGGAGCCACAGCCCUGAAAGAGAUCAUGCCGCCGCAACUAGGAUUCAAAAGCACUACAGAGGUUUUCGGACCAGACGAAACCUAGCAGACAGUAUAAUUGCGGCUGAGUUGCUAUGGCAAACGACCCUGUCUCAUACCCAAAAAAUGGGUCCAGUUCCAUCUGUAAACAUCGAGAGUGAAAAACAUAUCGGAUCACUCUUGAAAUGGGCAGAAACAAGAGUUGAGAAGUAUGGUAAUCUAUCCAGAGAUCAACUGGCCCUGCUACAUUGUUGGGAAACUAUUGAUCCACUACUUCGUUAUUCUCGGAAUUCACAUUUUUUUUAUCUGAUCUGGGGCGAUCAAAGUUUCCUGGGGAGUUGGAAGUUUGACUCGUAUAUGACAUCAUCAACUCAGCAUUGGAUAUCUAAGCAUCCGAAGGCUUGGAAGACCUGGAAAGGAGCCUUGCAACGUUGGCUGGAAGUUAUUGAUCCACGCCAUCGGGUUGGACGCAAUUUAAACUUUUACUUUCAGAUCUGGAUGACUGUCGGGAGUGGCCAACCUUUCUUCUACUGGUUGGACGUUGGCGAUGGAAAAACAGCAGAGCAUCUGGAAUGCUCAAGGGAAAAGCUGCGUCACGAACGCAAUACAUAUCUUGAACUAGUAAGCAAAUCGGAGGCAGUUGAAUCCCUUAUGUCCCUCAUGCUCAGGAGUGAGAGCAACACCGAGAAAGAUAUAAAUAGCAAUCAACGAGAACAUGACCGGGCAGAUGGAUUCAAUCAACAGGCAAGCAAAUCGGAGGCAGUUGAAUCCCCUGCGUCCUUGAUACUCAGGAGUGAGAGCGACACUGAGAAAGAUAUAAAUAACAAUCAACGAGAACAUGACCGGGCAGAUGGAUUCGAUCAACAGGCAAGCAAUUCAUCCCCUGCGUCCUCGAUGCACAGGAUAUCCUUCGUAGCAAUUGCAGUUGAAGACGAUAUAAAUAACAAUCAACGACCACACAACGGACCGGCAGAUGGAUUCAAUCUAAAGGAUCUAUUGAGAAGAAUCUUCUAUGCUAUGAACCUUCUGUUUGAGAUUGCAACUGCGGUUCUUGAUUACUUGUCUUCUCAGCAGCGUCAACCCCGGUAUGCGCUAAUUAGUAUGAUACUGUCAAUCAUUGUCAUGGCCAUCUCCUUGAUUCAGCUUGCUUACACCGGUAGAAAGGAAGGGGUUAGUUGGCAGCGGAAGGGCUGGAUACCUUGGUUUUAUCAUCAAGCUCCAUCUAACAAGCUUUUUGGAAAUCCUGUUCACAUUGUUGAAUUGCUUUUCUCCGUCUCUCAAUGUGUUUCUGCAAUAAUUGCCUACCAUUAUUUGUCUCGACACCAAAACAAUCCUACCCAAUUUUCUGUUUACCCUAUACUCUUCGCUUUUUGUUUGUUUUGUCUCAGUUUUAGACGACGCGAGCCAUGAGUUUCAUCCUAGUUAAGGUUUCGGAGAAAAGCUGAUAAUGUGGACAUUUGCAUGCGCUGUGAUUUUCUUUCAUCUGUUUUCUAUUUCGUUCCAAGGCUUUUGCUUGGUGGUUCGUCCUGGAGUGAAAUAGAGAGGUUUAUGUAAAAUGACA
Molecule: messenger RNA, 1766 nt
Organism: Populus euphratica (Euphrates poplar)
Lineage: Eukaryota; Viridiplantae; Streptophyta; Magnoliopsida; Malpighiales; Salicaceae
Exons: 14
Coding region: 92-1615 (507 amino acids)
Molecular function (GO): protein binding
Source: RefSeq, a predicted model, not a curated record